GGACGGGCUUUGUUCACCAGCUGCAGGACCAGGCUCCGGGCGGCGUCCACUUGCCUGGACACCGGGCAACUUCCGAGGGUCCUCACUGUCAGCCGCUGGCGGGAGAUGCUGUCCCCACGGCAGUGCCGCUGCCCGCGGUGCACGCGUGGGCCCAAAGGGCGACCGGGACGAGGGCAGACGCCAUCGCGUACCUCUUCCUUCUGCCUGCUCCAGGUGGCCCAGAGAAGGGGGCACCCAAGUCCUGCCCUCGAGCCCGAGGUGCUGUCCGUCUUCGUGCCGCCCUUCGUCAGCAAGGAGGACGGACAGGCGGCCGGCACCAGCUGCGGGACCCUCGGCAGAACCAAGAGGCGCUCCUUCAGGAAGAAGAGAGAGAAGCCCAGAGCGGACCCCGGCCUGGGCCCCGCGGGUCCCCGAGAGACAGACACUGAGGACAUCAGCGUCCCCGACGGCGUGGACCUGCUGGCCCUGCCUCAGCUGUGCUUCCCAGGGGGCCUGUGUGUGGCCUGGGAACCUCAGGAGGACCGUGUCCACUUCCUGGUGCUGACGGAUGUCUCCGGGAACAGGACGUACGCCGCGGUGGCCCAGUACUACCGGCCGCUGCACGACGAGCACUGCUUCUACAGCGGCAAGCCCCCCCGGGAGUCCGGACUGAGCGUGGGCGCCGCCGGCUGCUUCGUGCCCUUCGCCGUGUGCGUGAUCUCGCGGUUCCCCUACUACAACGCCCUCAGGGACUGCCUGUCCUGUUUGUUGACUCACCUGAAGCCCUGCAAGGAUUUCGAAGUUGACAAUCACAUCAGAGAUUUUGCUGCAAAAGUCUCUCUGAUCCCCAGCCCCCCACCGGGACCGCUGCACUUGGUAAUCUCUCCUGUUUCUCUGCAAACAGAGAUGGUAACACGAGGGAGAGCCCACAGGUGGGCCUGGCAGCAGAGGCUCAACCGCCAGAUCCAGCAGCUCACCCUGCAGCUGCUCGUCAGCAUCUUCAGGGAGGUGAAGAGCCACCUGAACUACGAGCACCGCGUGUUUAACAGCGAGGAGUUUCUCAAAACCCGCGCCCCCGGGGACCAGCGCUUCUACAAGCAGGUGAAGAGCCACCUGAACUACGAGCACCGCGUGUUUAACAGCGAGGAGUUUCUCAAAACCCGCGCCCCCGGGGACCAGCGCUUCUACAAGCAGAUGUUAAUUUUUUUGUUUAAAAAUUUUAGCAUUCACUGCUGUGCACACUAUUUACAAAUUGCUCCUUUUGGGGGGCAUCCCGGGGGCUUUUGUUUUGGCAAGUGGAGCAGGGAAACCCAGGCAGAAGCGGCACCGGGUUCUGGCUUUGCUGGGGUCACGGCGUCCGCGGCCGGCCUGUCCCCGCAGAUCCUGGCGUGCCUGCUGACGGAGCAGCGGCUGGUCUUCUUCUCGGCGAGCUGGGCGCUGCUGACGCUGGUGGCCGAGUGCUUCCUGGCCUACCUGCACCCGCUGCGCUGGCAGCACACGCUCGUGCCCAUCCUGUCGGGGCAGAUGCUGGACUUCCUCAUGGCGCCCACGGCCUUCCUCAUGGGCUGCCACCUCAGCCACUUGGAAGAAGUCAGCAAGGAAGCAGACGGUUUGGUUCUGAUCAACAUCGAUAGUGGGAGCGUCACCUGCUCGGGCAGCGACAUCCCCGACAUCCCCCUGCUGGCGGCCCAGACCUUCAUUCAGAGGCGCCUGUUCGAGGCCCUGACUGUCGGGCAGCAGAAACUGAUCGACCCGGAGACGUUCAGAGACUUCUACACCUGCUGGAAGGAGACGGAGGCCCAGGCGCAGGAGGUCAGCCUGCCCGCGGCGGUGACGGAGCACCUGGACAAGAACGAGUGCGUGUACAAGCUGUCGGGCUCCGGACGGAAUGUGAGGGCAUCCAGAGGCCUGAGCGCCGUGUCCCCGCAGGACCCGCAGUACGUGCAGCAGGCGCUGACGCACGCCCUGCUGAUGGACGCCGUGGUGGGCGCGCUGCAGACGCCCGGGGCCAUCUACGCCGCCUCCAAGCUGUCCUACUUCGACAAGAUGCGGCGCGAAAUGCCUGCGGCCGUUCCCAAGACGACGGCAGAGACGCUGAAGCACAAGAUCAACCCUUCGGCCGGGGAGACCUUCCCGCAAGCUGUGGAUGUGCUGCUGUACACGCCGGGGCACCUGGACCCGGCGGAGAGGGUGGGGGACGCGCGCCCCAAGCUGUGGUGCGCCCUGCAGGCGGGGAGAGUGAUGGUGUUCGACGCGUCGUCCUGGAGCCUCCACCAGCACUGCGUCCGCGUGGGCUCCUCUGCACUGAACUGCAUGGCGAUGGUGGCGCAGGGCCAGGUGUGGGUCGGCUCUGAGGACUCCGUCAUCUACAUCAUCAGCGUCCACAGCAUGUCCUGCCACAAGCAGCUCACCGAGCACCGCGCCAGCGUCACCGGCUUCGUGGUGCAGAACGGGCCAGACGCGCCCAGCCAGGUGUACUCGUGCAGCGUGGAUGGGGCGGUCCUGGCGUGGGACGUGAGCACGCUGCAGGUGACCCGCAGGCUCCAGCUGCCCGGCAGUGGCCUCUCGUCCAUCCAGCUGCACGCCGACUGCCUGUGGUGCUGCACUGGGAACAGCAUCAUGGCCGUGAACAGCUGCGUCCGGCAGGAGCUGAGGAUCGACGAG
Myotis davidii is the source of this 2643-nucleotide messenger RNA. It is a transcript of the gene DENND3, whose product is annotated as DENN/MADD domain containing 3. The transcript has 17 exons. Gene Ontology annotation, cellular component: cytoplasmic vesicle. Lineage: Eukaryota; Metazoa; Chordata; Mammalia; Chiroptera; Vespertilionidae. The record is from RefSeq and is a predicted model, not a curated record. Gene Ontology annotation, biological process: regulation of Rab protein signal transduction. The annotation marks the transcript as partial. Gene Ontology annotation, molecular function: protein binding.